AUGAACCAUUUAUUAUUUGAAGAAGCAGUAUUUAAAUUUAUUUAUCUAAUAUACAGCUUGGAGAAGAAGAUGAGUAUUAAAGAUUAACAAAAAUAAGUGAUGCCAUUAAACUAGUAGCAGGGGCAAUUAUGAGAAUUAGAACUUUUAAUAAUUGGCAGAUAUUAAAAUACAGUAAAAAUACAUUAAUAAUUAAAUUAGUGAUUUGUUCUUAUCCAUUUCAGUAGGAGGUAAUAUAAUUAUUGAUGAACACAAUUUUUGACUAUUUUUAAGAUAUUGAAUUUCUUAAUGCUUUCGAAAAAACUUUACUGGAAAUCGCUUAAUUGAAAGAAUAAAGAGUAUUUUUAAGUGUGAGAUCACAAUCCCUUAGGAUAGGUGUUCUUUAGCAAAAGUAACAAUUUUUAUAAGAUGAUAGUUAUAAUAAUUUGAAUAUAAGAAAAGAAUAAUUAAAAUAAAGUGCUAUACCAUUUGCUAAGGCUGUAAUAGAGUAAUUAACAGUAGCAAAGAAAUUUGCAGCUUCCUUUAUCAAAAAAUAUAUUUUAUUAGCAAAAACUUUAAAUUAAGACAUAAAAUAAAGAAUUUUUAUAAUAAAGGAUUUUGUAGUAAAUACUAGAGAUCAUCAUUUUAUAAUAUUAUUAAUAAAUACAUUUGAAGAAUUAAAAGAAUCUGAAUUGAAGGAUUAAAAAUGGGUAGUUGAUUUUGAUGAAGAAAUUGAAUAAUGUAUAAAUAAAAUAAUAAUAUUUAGAUUGUGCUUAACAUAAUAUUUUAGUACCUCAUUUUAUAGAAAAGUAAAAUAAGCCUAAGUAAUAAGAGUAAAUAUAAUCAGAUAGUAAUUCAGAUGAUGAUGAUUCUCCUUAACAAAAUUAAUUAUCUAGUUCAAAAUCUGAUAGUGAAAACUAAUCUUUAAUAGAUGAAGAAGAAUUGUUAUAAAAAUGGAUUGCAUAAAAAUAAUUUAUUUUUGAAUAAUAAUAAAUAGAAAUAGUUUCCAAGGAUGAUAAUUUACAUGUCUUAAUUGAUUUUAUUUUAAAUCCAAUUGAAUAAUAAAUAGAAGAUUGUUGGGUAGUGUAAUUUAAUAUUUCAGAAAGAUCAAUAUCCUAUGGUAGAUAUAACUGAUGAUGGAAUAUCUAAUAAGAUAAGAAAUUAGAAAAUUGAAUUUUAUGCCUUAGUGAGAUCUUUUAAUACUGCUUAAAUAUUUCAUCAUAAAUAGAAUCUAGAAAAAAUACAAUAAUAUAAUCCAACUUUUUUAUAGAAGCUUUGUAAUAUUAAUAAAUAUUAAAUAGUUAAGUAAACUUAGGAGUCUUUUUAAAAUAAGAAUAUUAAUUUAAAUUUGUAUCAUCUGUCUCUAACUAUAGAUUCUUGUUUAAGUGCAUUUCCUAAAACUUCAAUGGCUCUUAUUUUCGAAAAUUAAUUACUUUUUACAUUAUCAAAUUAUAUUUAUAAUCCAUUAAUCAUGGGAUUAUUUAUUGAUAUACAUUAAAUCUAAUUUAACAAAUAUGAUUUUGGUCCUGCUUUUACUGAAUAAAUUUGGAAAUAUUAACUUUUUACUGAUUGGUUUAUGUGGUUACAAAACAUAUUAUUUGAAAAAGAAAAUGAUUAAAAAUAAUUAGACUAAUAAUUUAAGGGAGAUAACAUAGUAAAUAUAUAUAUUUAUUCUAGAUAUUCAUAAUAAAAUGUCUGAAAGAAUUGGGAAAGAAGGAAUUGAAAAUAUCAAAACCUAAAACCUCUGAAGAUAAUAAAAUUAAAUUAACAUCAUUAUUUGGAUCUCUUGAAUCUGGAAAAAAUUCUAUGAUUUAAAAUGCCAAAGAUUAUGAUAAUUGGAAAUUGAACUAAAAAUUAAAAGAACAUUUAACAAUAGAAGAAUUUAAAUCUUAAGAUUAUGAUAAUUUAAUGGAAUUUAUAAAAUAGAGAGACUAAAUCUAUAAAUAAUAAUUGGAAAAAAAAAUCUAAGAUGAAUUAUAGAUUUAAAUUGAGAAUAUUCAAUUAAAAAGAUCUUCUAGAGUACGUAUGUCAUAAGUCAAUAGUAUACAUUGUAAAUCACCUAUGUCUAAUUCCAAAUUAAUUUAAUAAUCAAUCUCUCCUAAUUAAAGUCAAAGUAAUAGUUAACCUAAUAGCAGUCGUUCUAUUAAAUUACCAUCUAUAUAUGGAAAUAAUUAAUAUAAUGAAUCCAAAUUUGGAGCAUUGUAAAGUUAUGGUUCUUAGGGAGAAAUUAGUCUUGAUUAAAAAAGCAGAAAUUUAAGCUUAUUCGGAUAAUCUCCUAAAAAUAGCAAACUUGGUUUAGCUAGUUAAAGAAGACUCAAAACAGAAAAUGAUGAUAUUCCUACUAAUUCUAUUUAAUCAAAUGAUGGCUUUUCUAGCAGUAGACUUAUAACUAUAUAUCCAUCUAAAUAAGCAUAAAUUAGAUUUGAAUAAUCAAAAAUUGUUUAACGAUAAGAUUAAAUAAUUGUUGAAAAUUUUUUAAGCUUCUUUAGUGAGAUACUAAAAACUAUACUAGAUUAUUUUUAGUAACCUAAUAAGACUAAUUUAUAGUAACUAAAUGAAUAAAUUCUCAUACAAUAAAUAUUGAGUAUGAAUUUUUUAAAUUCAAUUUUUGAAAUGUACUUGUCAAGCAUAAUUGAUUAAAAUGUAUAAUAAUAAAAAAUUGGAGAAAGUUGUGGACAACUAAUUAAUUUGAUAUAUAAUAAAAGCCAUCAUAUUGAACUCUUUCAGUUAUUAAGAGAAUAGCUAAGAACAAUCUUUUUAGCUAAUGUUGACAACCUAACAAGAGCUAUUGUGGCAAUAAAUAAAUAGAUGAGAUCAACAUCAAAAUUUGUGAAUAAGUGUUAAUUAUAACUUUUAUUAUAAACUUACUUUUUUGGGUUUAAUUUGUUUAGCAUACAUACUUAGUUAGUAAGUGCAUCAAAUAUUUAUAAGCAUUUAAAUGAAACUGUUAUGCAUAUUUUUAUUAUAUGGUUUUUUGAUAGUCAAUAAAAUAAUUGUUAUUAGCAUUUCUUUACUAAAUUUUUAACAAUUUUAUUUGCUAAAGCUCCCAUAUAAUCACUAACUAAUAUAUUAUUUAAUCUUGGAUUAGUAAAUUCAAUAUAUAAUGCUUUAUAAUAAUUUUUAGUUAAUGGCAUGAAAAGCAGUUAUUUUUAAGCAGGUGUCUAUUUUUAUAUGAAAAUGAUUAUAUACAUGAUAAAUAAGGCACUUAAUCAUCGAAAUAUGUAGAUUUUAAAAGAAUACUUGCAACCAUUAGAAUCAUGGAAAGGUGUUUAUAAAUUAAUUCCUGAUGAAGAUUCAAAUUAUAUGAUUGAAUUGUAAGAGCUUCUAAAAACAGGAUAAACCCCAAUCAGAAGAAUUCAACUUAAGAGAACAAAACUAGAAAAAUUAAAAUCUUAAUUGACUGUUGAUUGUUUUGAUAGUAAAUUAAGAGAGAUUAAAUAAUUUGAAUUAGCAUAAUAAGAAAAAUAAAAACUAUCAUCUACACCUAAAUUACCAUAAUCAGGGAAGAAACUGGCACAUAGAUUAAGUUAAAGAUCAUUUAGAAAUAGAAUAAGUUUGAAAAACGAUAAUUGA
Messenger RNA from Paramecium pentaurelia, 3549 nucleotides. The record is from the annotation of a GenBank genome assembly. NCBI's taxonomy places the organism in Eukaryota, Ciliophora, Oligohymenophorea, Peniculida, Parameciidae.